Messenger RNA from Encephalitozoon cuniculi GB-M1, 1257 nucleotides. RefSeq lists its product as uncharacterized. Lineage: Eukaryota; Fungi; Microsporidia; Unikaryonidae. Gene Ontology annotation, biological process: DNA replication; DNA replication initiation. Gene Ontology annotation, cellular component: alpha DNA polymerase:primase complex. Gene Ontology annotation, molecular function: DNA binding. The transcript has a single exon. Bases 1 to 1257 code for a protein of 418 amino acids. The record is from RefSeq and is marked provisional.
AUGGACUUCGACAGGCAGGUUUUCAAGACGCUGAGCAGAAGGUCCUAUGUAAGGUCUGAUAUAAGGAUGGCCCCCAAGCCUAGAGUCUCAAACUUCUACCUCAGGAAAAAAGACAAGUACGAGUAUGUAAGGCACAGGCUGAUCUCGAUGAAGCCAUACUUUCUUGAGCUCCUCGGAAUUGAGGACUUCAAGCCCGUGAACAAUGUGUCUGACUCCUCCUUCUACACAUAUGGGAUUAUAACGAAUCCCUUUGGACACAAGCUGGACUCCGAAAGCGUAUUUAUUGCAUCCAGCAUUGACGGAAGUAACGACGUUGCUGUAAGGUUGAACCUGGCACAUCUACAGAGGUACUCUGUGUUCCCGGGGCAGAUUGUUGCUGUCAAGGGAAAGAACACAGAUGGGGGCAAGAUGACUGUCGAGGCUCUCCACUGUAUACCUGUUGUUGAUAUCAAUGUUGCCAAGGAUGGCGAAGAAAAGAAGUACAUGCAGCCAACAAUUGUGGCAUUCUCAGGUCCCUAUGGGCCUGGGCCGGAGUUUGAUGCCCUCGACAGAGUUCUUGCGGAGGAUGCCGAUGUGCUGAUAUUGAUUGGGCCGUUUAUAGGUCCUAGGCAGUAUGGCGCAACCCAGUCUCCAGACUCGAUGAUGAAAGAGGUGUUUAUUCCAAGAAUAAGGGGAUGGCUGGAUAGAAAUGCUGGCAGCAAGGCCGUUCUUGUGCCUUCGACCAAUGACAUGACAUGCCUGAAUGUGUUUCCGCAGGGCCCGAUCGGAGUCAAUGAUGAGAGGAUUGUAUGCACAGGCAAUCCCUGCGAAUUCUUUGUGAACGAGAUUCUGGUGGCUAUCUCCUCGCUGGAUACGCCUCUCGAAAUAAGUUCUGAAGAAUGCUUCCAUGACUCUGGGAUGGAGUGCAGUGACGAUGCCUGCGGAAAGCUUCUCUUUGGAGGCGACCGACUGGGCAGAAUCUCGUACCACCUAAUCUUCCAGAGAACCUUUCUUCCAGUCUUUCCGUCCAUGAACGUUGUCUCGUAUUCGGUGCCUGAGAGCAUGUCCAUGGACACUGCGCCAGACAUCUAUAUUGUUGCUUCCAAGCUGAAGCACUUCUGCAGAGAUGUCGGGCCCUCUAUAGUAGUCAACAUAGGGUUGCAAGCGAAAGAGACGGAGAAGAUAGCGUGCCACAUAAGGCUUCCAGAGGCUGGAGAGAAGAAGAAGCCCACGGUGGAGUUUGUGGGGCACCCUGAUCCGGCAAGAAAUAGAAAAUAA